GCGAAGCGUGAGGGACAAAACUGGAAUUCGAUGCGUUUGCGCGAGCGGUAUUCUCUUCAGAGAUAGCUUCGCGUUGCUAACGUGUUAGCACAAGCUCCCUCCUUGGUGACUCGCUGAUAAUUUAGCUAGCUUUUGCUACACAGGUCACCGGUGGGACUUUGAUCGCAAUGGGGGUGAAAGACCGGCCUCAAUGUUACUUUGAUGUGGAGCUAAAUCGGGAGCCAGUUGGGCGAAUUGUCUUUCAGCUCUUUUCUGACAUUUGUCCCAAGACCAGCAAAAACUUUCUCUGUUUGUGCACUGGUGAAAAGGGAGCCGGCAAAAUAACAGGGAAAAAGCUGUGCUACAAAGGCUCCACGUUUCACCGAGUUGUAAAGAACUUUAUGAUCCAAGGUGGCGACUUCACCGAAGGAAACGGAAGAGGAGGCGAGUCCAUAUAUGGCGGCUACUUUGAAGAUGAGAAUCUCACCCUCAAACACGAUCGGGCCUUCCUGCUGUCCAUGGCCAAUCGCGGAAAAGACACCAACGGUUCACAGUUCUUCAUCACAACCAAAAUGGCGCCUCAUCUUGAUGGAGUCCAUGUUGUCUUCGGCCUCGUCAUCUCCGGCUUUGAGGUGAUAAAGAAGAUCGAGGGGCUGAAGACAGAUUCGGCGAGCCGGCCGUACGCCGAUGUCAGGGUGGUGGACUGUGGACAGCUGAUCACCAAGUCUGCUAAUGACAUUCUGGAAGGCAAAAGGAUUAGGGCAUCCCAUUCCUCCGACUCCUCCCUCAACUCCCACGAUUCAUCACCAUCAAGCUCCUUUUCUGGGGAGUCUGAGAGCGACUCUGAAAAGUCCAGAUAUCGCAAGCGCAAGAGACACGGAAAGAAUAAACGAUCCAAAAAGCGGAGGAGGGUGUCCAACGGAAAGAAAAAUGUUGACCUUGAAACUGCCAAACAAAGCUCCCAUGAGCCUGUCGAAGAAGAAAUGGGAGACACUGACCACGGCGGGAAGAGGGAAAAGCUCGUCGUCCGACCGGAGGAGAUCCCGCCCGUGCCCGAGAACCGUUUCCUGCUUCGACAGGACAUACAAGCACAGGAGACCAAAGCAGAGAUAGUUGAGAAGCAAGAAUCCACACUUGAGGCUGAGCAGAAACCAGCAGUAUCAAAGUCUGGACGGAAGAUUAGAGGCAGAGGAACAAUCAGAUAUCACACACCCACGAGGUCGAAAUCUCGAUCUGUGUCAGUCGGUGAAUGCGGUAGCAGUGAAACUCCGCCCCACUGGAAAGAGGAGAUGAUGCGAACGAAAGCAUAUCACCCUCCGAGUGUUGAGAGAUGGAGCAAAGGAGACCGAUGGGAUGACAGAAGUGACUCUGGGUGGUCUAGGUCCUCUGAGCACUCGUCAGGAUCGGCGAGGUCAAGCCUUCAACGGCCAGCUAAAAAAGAGAAGAAAAGAGCUAAACACAAGAGGAAGGCCAAAAAACGUAAGCAUGGGAGGAAGAGAAGCUCCAAAAGCAAACCUCAAGAAUGUAUUGCAUCAGAGGGAGAAAGGUCACCCUCUUCAAGAAGGUCCAAUGUCAGAACAUCUCGCUCCCCAUCUCGUUCCUCUUCAAGUCAGCGUUACAUGAGACCGCGGUCCUCUUUGUCCAGGUCUUACUCCCGAUCACGCUUAUCCACUCGAUCCAGAUCGAGGGCGAGGUCUUAUUCAAGGUCAAGAUCUUAUUCACGAUCCAGAAGCCCGUCUCGCUCUAGAAGUUGCUCUCGAGCUCGAUCGAGGUCCCGGUCCUAUUCUCGAUCUAGGUCCAGACAUAGGUCGAGGUCGUUUACGCCAAGCAGGAAAAGGUGUUCGCCCAAAUCUCCAAGAAAGCAGAAAUCUAGCAAGUCCAAAACAGACGUAACAAUCCAUACACCUGUGAAGCUUUCUGAAAGCAAAGUCACACCAGCAUCCAGAGUCACGGCUGUCCCAGCUACAGAGAACGUUCCUGUGAUUCCACUGAGCGACAGCCCUCCACCCUCCCGGUGGAAGCCCGGUCAGAAACCUUGGAAGCCCUCUUACAUCCAUACUCAGGACAGCAAGGCCCAAGUAACUUCAGUGAACUUAAGCGUAGGACAACCAGUUUUGGAGCAGGCGGCAAGUUCAGUUCUGGAAAAAUGUCUACCUGAUGACUCAGAGAGAGACAAAUGUGUGACACAGCGGUCGCCCAGCAGAUCCUCUAGAAGCAAAUCCUACAGCCGCUCUAGAAGCAGGAGUGCCACGAAGUCCAGCUCCAGAUCUCGUUACAGCAGCAGAUCAGACUCUGUACAUUCAGCACACAAGAAGAAGAAAUCCCUUGACAAAGAUUGGAAAAAGUACUACCGUUCUCUAAAGAGAAUCAAGAAUAUAGACAAGUACAUUUCAGCUGCAAGUGCUGAAGGUGUCCUGUCAGAGAAGAAUGCAAGUGUCGAGCCGAGUCCUGAUAAAGAUGUUUCAAAGGGAAGUAAAGAGCGAUCUGAAUUUCAGGAUGGAGAGACAAUGAAUAACAGUUCAACGCAGGUGGAUAGCUUUAAUAACCUGUCUGGAUGGGACAGUGAGAGCGAUAAGGUGAGCCAAACCAACAGUGAUUCCUUGUCAAAGCAUCAGAAACCAUCUGGCAGCAUGCUUGACAAGAGUUCUGGCCUUACGGGGUGGAAUUCCGACAGUGAUCCUGAAAACAUAACCACCAGGGCGCUGCCUUUAUCAGAGAAAGAAGAAGGUGAGGCGAGUUCUGAAUCGGAACAGGAAACCUACAAAAUGGCCUCCAACACUGUGGAAGCUCCUGUUUCUGGCCUUUCCCAGGUGAGUCCAGGGAAGGCCUUUGAGUCAGAGAAACACAAGAGCAAGAGGAAGUCCAAACGGAAACACAAACACAAGAAUCGAGGAGAGGGCAAAAGCAGUUCUCAUCAUGUGAAGGAGAAGAGUAAGCGAUCUAAAAAGAAACGUCAGAAGCUGAAGGAGACUUUUCAUUGGCAGCCACCUUUGGAGUACGGUGAGGAGGAUGACGAAGAUGAUUGCAAGAGAGAAAAACGGAGCCCAGCUACUGCUGAUGUGAGGAGCGACAAAGACCCAAAUGUAACCUCUUCGAACAAGAAUUCUAAUAGAUUGGAUAAUAAGGCUCCACUGAGGGUAAAAGACUAUAAUUAUAAAAAUACCAAACUAUCUGAGCCUCAUCAUCAGUCCUCCGCCAGGAACAGUAGUAACACAUCCAACGUCAAAGAGCAGAACUCUAUGGAUGAUAUGGACAUCUGUACUCCCGAGCAUGACACUGAAACCACAGUUGAAGCUGGAGCCGUGCACAAUUCCUUGAAUAACACCCCAGAAAAAACGCUAAAAACUACCUCUCAUUUGCCCGCCAAGGCAAGUAAAGAUGCCCAUCCGCACCUGCAGAGCCUAGAACAAUCCUCUCUUCCCACCACAGAUACGGACAAGCCAACCAGCACUGUAAUCAAUUUCAAAUGGAGGCCCUUGAAAGGAUUGCCUUCGCUACAGAAUGUGAACACAGCGCAGCUCAUGACCAAAAAUCUCCACAUUCAGCAGAGCCAGAAGUCCAAUGCUCAAGGAGUGCGCAUGGAGAUCAAGAGCAAGAGCAGGGUCCGGCCGGGAUCGCUUUUCGACGAGGUCCGCAAGACAGUGCGUCUCAACCAGAGGCCCAGGAACCAGGAGAGCUCUGGCGAGGAAAGCUCCCCGUCGGCAAGCGUAACCAGAGACAACUCCCAGAGGAACUCGCACUCUGCCCCUCGGCGGUCUCGCUCAGCUUCCAGUCAACGUUCCCGUGCCAGAGACUGGUCACACUCCUACAGCAGGUCCAGGAGUCGAUCGCGUAGCUCAAGCUACUCCUCCAGGGAUCGAAGCCGGAGUCGACAGAGACACAGCCGGGGGCGGUCCCGCAGCAGCACAUACCGAAGCUACAGAAGCCACAGCCGGACAUACAGUAGAAGUCACUCCAGAAGUCACUCCUAUAAUCACCACAGGAGAUCCAGGUCUGCCUCCUCUGACAGCUAUUCCAGUUGGAGUCGCAGCGCGAGCCGGAGGCGAGGACGCCGCAGAAGUGACAGUUACCGGAGUUCAGACCGCAGAUCUCGGUCCUCACGCUCGUCCAGUCGCAGUUCAUCCAGACGCUGGCGUCGCAGUCGGAGCAGCCGCUACAGCUGAGACGUUAGCAACCCGCCAUCAUCUGUUACAGGCCAGUUAGUUCAACACCAAAAGCAACUGAGGCCAUGGGGCCGCUUUUUGCGUACUGAUCCACGACUGUCCUACGUGCUUGGAAAUGAAUGUAAUGUAUCAAAAAGAUUGUACAAUACAGCUAACAACAUUGUAUGGUAAUCAUACUUAUGGGAAGAUGUUAUGUUUAUGAUGUAAAUAAUCUUUUUGUUUUCUUUGUUCAUGACUUUCAUGUUCAUGUUUCAGCUGUCAUGUGUUCAUGUCAUGUUGCCCCCCACCAAAAGGUUUUGUGAAAGAGUUUUAAUUGAUGUCGCUAUACGGAUGUUUCACUGGUGUAAUAAUGAUGAUGAAAAUCUGGUUUAUCAUUUGGUUACGAACAAUAGUGAUGCGCAAUAAAAAAAAAAAAAAAACA
Messenger RNA from Syngnathoides biaculeatus (alligator pipefish), 4563 nucleotides. RefSeq names its product natural killer cell triggering receptor (gene nktr). Gene Ontology annotation, cellular component: nucleus. The coding region runs from base 168 to 4142 and encodes 1324 amino acids. The transcript has 17 exons. NCBI's taxonomy places the organism in Eukaryota, Metazoa, Chordata, Actinopteri, Syngnathiformes, Syngnathidae. Gene Ontology annotation, molecular function: peptidyl-prolyl cis-trans isomerase activity. Gene Ontology annotation, biological process: protein folding; protein peptidyl-prolyl isomerization. The record is from RefSeq and is a predicted model, not a curated record.